This is a messenger RNA of Solanum tuberosum (potato), 1231 nucleotides long. Its product is annotated as nuclear transcription factor Y subunit A-7-like. The coding region runs from base 35 to 862 and encodes 275 amino acids. The transcript is spliced from 6 exons. Gene Ontology annotation, molecular function: DNA-binding transcription factor activity. The record is from RefSeq and is a predicted model, not a curated record. NCBI's taxonomy places the organism in Eukaryota, Viridiplantae, Streptophyta, Magnoliopsida, Solanales, Solanaceae. Gene Ontology annotation, biological process: regulation of DNA-templated transcription.
GAAGUACCUUGCUACUGCACAACAACAACAACUCAUGAAAUACAUCUUCAAAAAUUUCAACCACAAGGAUCUCAAAGAACAAGAAGCUUCAAUUCUCACAGAAAUCGGAGCUGGUUCUUGUGGCGAAGUGGAAAGUCCAAUGUUUCAAAAAUCGGAUGGUGAUUCCAAGAGAGAAGGCAAACAUGUAGAAUUUAUGCCUCCAAGCAUGGGUGAAAAUUUAAGAGCAGCAAAUCAAUUUGAACUAAUGGCACCCUCCUCAAUUGCAUUUAAAUCAUACCCCUAUUCAGAAGUACCACAAUAUUCUGGUGGCAAUGUUACUAUUGCUUGUGGUGAACCUAUGGUAAAUCAAAAUAUGGAGAGAUCAUCAGCAGUUCAUCAUAAUGGAAGAAUGAUUUUGCCAGUUGAAGUGAAAGAGGAGCCAAUGUAUGUAAAUGCAAAACAAUACCAUGGAAUUCUUAGACGAAGGCAACUUCGUGCUAAGGCUGUGUUGCAACAAAAAGUGGUCAAAUCUCGAAAGCCUUAUCUUCACGAAUCGCGUCACCGACACGCGAUGAGGAGAGCUAGAGAUGGUGGAGGUAGAUUUCUCAACACAAAGAAGAAGACCCAAUCUACUACUACAACUAAUAACAACACUACUCCAAGUAGUAAAGGCAAAAGUUCAAUGGAUUCUGAUUCUUCUCCAAAUUACCUACUCAAUUAUGAACAUGAAAUUGGAUCAUCCAAUCAUAGUAAUUCUGUUGAAGGAUUUCAGUUCCAAUCUGGAAUACAUGAUACUACAGAAAAUCUUCAAUUGGGUUGUCAUUAUCAGUGGAACCUCAAUGACAACAACCAUUGCAAUUGCAUGCACUCGGAACAUUUCUGAAGAGAGUCGCUCUGCAAGACGUCUAGUAGUCUUCUGAGUCACUCUGCAAGAUGUCUAGUAGUCUUUUGAGUCACUCUGCAAGACUUCUAGUAGUCUUUUGAGUCACUCUGCAAGACUUCUAGUAGUCUUUUGAGUUACUCUGCAAGACGUCUAGUAGUCUUUUGACUUGGUCUUCGAGUCAUAAGUACCACUUAAUUCAUACCCAUCUGAAUGAUACAUACUAUAGUUUAAUUUACUCUUUUGGGAGUUAUGUAAAUAUCCAAUAUCCCUGGAGUUGUAAUUAUCAUAUGUAUAUGUAAUAAACAAUACUUGUAGUGUAUGUUUUAGGUUUUCAGUGAGGCAUGUAUGAUAUAUAAGGUGUUUGUAUAA